Cladophialophora yegresii CBS 114405 is the source of this 1188-nucleotide messenger RNA. RefSeq lists its product as uncharacterized. Gene Ontology annotation, cellular component: GPI-anchor transamidase complex. Lineage: Eukaryota; Fungi; Ascomycota; Eurotiomycetes; Chaetothyriales; Herpotrichiellaceae. The record is from RefSeq and is a predicted model, not a curated record. The transcript has a single exon. Gene Ontology annotation, molecular function: GPI-anchor transamidase activity. Bases 1 to 1188 code for a protein of 395 amino acids. Gene Ontology annotation, biological process: attachment of GPI anchor to protein; protein localization to cell surface; proteolysis.
AUGAGGCUCCCCCUCUCAAUAUGGGCGGUCUUCGCCCUUCUGACGGCGACUCUCGCCGCCCACACGUCCAACUGGGCCGUCCUCGUCUCGACCUCGCGGUUCUGGUUCAAUUACCGUCACCUCGCGAACACGCUGUCCCUCUACCGCACCGUCAAGCGGCUUGGCAUCCCGGAUUCGCAGAUCCUUCUCCUCCUGCCCGACGAUAUGGCGUGUAACCCGCGAAACGCAUUCUCCGGCACCGUCUACUCCAACGCCGAUCGACGCAUGGAUCUCUACGGCGAGAACGUCGAGGUCGACUACCGCGGCUACGAAGUCACGGUGGAGAACUUUAUCCGCUUACUCACCGACCGCUGGGAAGAGAGCGUCCCCGCCAGCAAACGACUGCAGACCGACGAAGGAAGUAACAUUUUGAUUUACAUGACCGGCCACGGCGGGAGCGAGUUCCUCAAGUUUCAAGACAGCGAGGAGAUCUCGAGCUGGGAUCUGGCCGAUGCGUUUUCCCAGAUGAGGGAGAAAAAGCGGUACAACGAGAUGUUGUUCAUGAUCGAUACCUGCCAGGCCAACACGCUGUAUCGGCAAUUUUACGCGCCGGGGGUGAUCGCCACGGGCUCCAGCGAAGAGGACGAGUCUUCAUAUUCGCACCACGCGGACAAUGACGUGGGGGUCGCGGUCAUUGAUCGCUGGACGUACUACGUGCUGGAAUUCUUGGAGACGCAAGUCACGGGGCCGACGAGCGAGAAGACGCUGGGCGAUCUGUUUGACAGCUAUGAUGUGGGAAAGAUUCACAGUCGACCCGGCGUCAGGUGGGACUUGUUCCCUGGUGGGGAGGAGGCAGGCCGCAAAAGGCGGGUCGUCGACUUCUUUGGGAACGUGCAGAGCGUGGAGAUCCAGGAAGGCAAGGGCGGUGUGGAAAGCCUGGAAGAGGAUAUCCAGGGACUGAAGAGACUGAUUCAGGAUUACCAAGAUUUUGCCGCCGCUCAGGAGAGUAAUGGGACGGAGACGGCGGGUCUGUUGCAGCAAAAAACGGCCGAGAAGAUCAAAGGCAACGGGAUGGCGCGUUCGACACAGCAAAACACCAUUUCAAGAAUAAAGGUCUCGAGGAACACUCAAUGGGCUCGACAGGUCGCUGGAGUGACUGUUCUUUCCGGACUUGCGGCACUAUGGUACUUUGCGCCAAAGCUUGUGUGA